Molecule: messenger RNA, 528 nt
Organism: Rangifer tarandus platyrhynchus (Svalbard reindeer)
Lineage: Eukaryota; Metazoa; Chordata; Mammalia; Artiodactyla; Cervidae
Source: the annotation of a GenBank genome assembly
AUGGGAGCUGCCCAGGGGAAGAAGAAGGAAUACUCUCCCCAGGCUGUAUUUCAUAAUGAAAAUGAGAAGCAGAGACUAAAUGGCUCAGCCUCCAUGUACUCGGAGAUCCAGAGGGAGCGGGCCGACAUCGGAGGCCUGAUGGCCCGACCAGAAUACAGGGAGUGGAACCCAGAGCUCAUCAAGCCCAAGAAGCUGCUGAACCCCGUGAAGGCCUCCCGGAGCCACCAGGAGAUGCACCGCGAGCUGCUCAUGAACCACAGGAGGGGCCUGGGUGUGGACAGCAAGCCGGAGCUGCAGCGUGUCCUGGAGCACCGUCGGCGGAACCAGCUCAUCAAGAAGAAGAAGGAGGAGCUGGAGGCCAAGCGGCUGCAGUGCCCCUUCGAGCAGGAGCUGCUGAGACGGCAGCAGAGGUUGAACCAGCUGGAGAAACCCCCAGAAAAGGAAGAGGACCAUGCCCCUGAGUUUAUUAAAGUCAGGGAAAACCUGCGGAGAAUCACCACUUUAACCAGUGGAGAGAGGGCGCUGUAG